This is a messenger RNA of Gambusia affinis (western mosquitofish), 3714 nucleotides long. RefSeq names its product HCK proto-oncogene, Src family tyrosine kinase (gene hck). NCBI's taxonomy places the organism in Eukaryota, Metazoa, Chordata, Actinopteri, Cyprinodontiformes, Poeciliidae. Gene Ontology annotation, molecular function: non-membrane spanning protein tyrosine kinase activity; signaling receptor binding; ATP binding. The transcript is spliced from 13 exons. Gene Ontology annotation, cellular component: extrinsic component of cytoplasmic side of plasma membrane. The record is from RefSeq and is a predicted model, not a curated record. Gene Ontology annotation, biological process: cell differentiation; protein phosphorylation; cell surface receptor protein tyrosine kinase signaling pathway. The coding region runs from base 488 to 1990 and encodes 500 amino acids.
GCGCCUCUCACAUCUGUGAAGCCAUUCAGGUGUGCAUUCUUCCACCGAACCUCCCAGCUCAAAGCGCAUCCCAGAUAAAUCCCGAACCGGAGGGGAAACUGCGUUCGGUUUUCACGGAUUUGUCCGGUAACCGAGAAGUAACUGCCAGAAAAAAAAAGAAGAAGAAGAAGAAGAGAAAGGAAGCCUCAGCUGUGGUCUGUUCAGCCAGUGAAACCAAGAGCAUGGGCUGACGUGUUGCUUGUUCCUCUUUACACCAGCUCGGAUGCGCACAUCUCAAACUUCCUCCUUUAAGUCCAGUGUGCCGCCGCUCCGCCGCCCCGUUCACAUCUGCAGCUCCGAACCCGCGAGCGGGUCAGGGAGAAAUGGAAGCUGCGCACGAGGAAUGAAGAAUGUUCUCGACGCCCGUCAUCAUCUGAGCCUAGAAGAUCCCCUCCGCGUGCAGAGACAGCCCGUGUUUCCAAGUGACUGAAUAAAACGAGACGGCAUCAUGGGCUGUGUGGGCUCAAAGAAGGAGCAGAAGUUCCCCAGCAAAGACACGGAUAACAGCGACCAGCAGAACAGAGCUCAGGUACACUAUGUCAGAGACCCCACCUCUGGAAGCAAAGCUGCCGCCAAACAGCCUGCUAAUGCAACCUCUUCAGAAGGUGAGAGUGUCGCCAUUGCACUGUUCGACUAUGAGGCGAUUCAUGACGGAGACCUUGGCUUCAAGAAGGGAGAUAAACUCAGAAUUUUGGAGGAGUCAGGCGAGUGGUGGAGAGCCAUGUCCAUCAGCACAGGCCAGGAAGGCUUCAUUCCCAGCAAUUACGUGGCCAUAGAUUCUCUGGAGACAGAGGAUUGGUUCUUUAAGGGUGUUAGCAGAAAGGACGCCGAGAGGCAGCUCCUGGCUCCGGGGAAUCGAGUCGGAUCCUACAUGAUCCGAGACAGUGAGACUACCAAGGGUAGCUACUCUCUGUCCGUCAGGGAUCUCGACCCCCAGGCUGGUGACACCGUUAAACAUUAUAAAAUUCGAACUCUGGACAACGGAGGAUUUUAUAUCUCACCACGCAUCACCUUCAGCACUCUGCAAGAGCUGGUCAACCAUUAUAAGAAACAGGGAGAUGGCCUCUGCCAAACUCUGACCAACGCAUGUUUGAGCCCCAAACCUGAAAAGCCUUGGGAAAAGGACGCCUGGGAAAUCCCAAGAUCUUCACUUAAGUUAGACAAGAGACUUGGUGCAGGACAGUUUGGAGAAGUUUGGAUGGCUACAUACAAUAAGCACACCAAGGUAGCUGUGAAGACCAUGAAGCCAGGCAGUAUGUCAGUGGAAGCUUUCUUGAUGGAAGCUAACCUGAUGAAGAGUCUACAGCACGACAAACUGGUGCGACUCAACGCUGUGGUCACCAAAGAAGAGCCCAUCUAUAUCAUUACUGAGUAUAUGGAAAAAGGCAGUUUGUUGGACUUCUUAAAAAGUGACGAAGGCAACCGUGUCCAGCUUCCCAAGCUUAUUGACUUCUCUGCCCAGAUUGCAGAAGGUAUGGCGUACAUUGAACAGAAGAACUACAUCCACAGAGACUUGAGAGCCGCCAACAUCCUGGUCAAUAAGUCCUUAGUGUGCAAAAUUGCUGACUUUGGCCUUGCUCGUAUCAUCGAGGACAAUGAAUACACAGCCAGAGAAGGAGCUAAGUUCCCAAUCAAAUGGACCGCCCCUGAAGCCAUCAACUAUGGUUCCUUCACAAUAAAAUCAGACGUCUGGUCCUUUGGAAUUUUGUUGACUGAGAUUAUCAGUUACGGACGCACCCCAUACCCAGGAAUGACUAAUCCAGAGGUAAUCCGUUCUCUGGAGAAAGGUUACCGAAUGCAGCGCCUUGACAGCUGUCCCACUGAACUUUAUGAUAUCAUGCUGGUGUGCUGGAAGAACAAGCCAGAGGACCGUCCCACCUUCGACUACCUGCAGAGUGUCCUGGAAGAUUUCUACACAGCCACAGAGAGCCAGUACCAGCAGCAGCCAUGAGACAUGAUUCAUUAAUAUGUGCCGAAGAUUCAGUUUGGGUCUGCAGUUGUGCAGUACAGGCCACAAACCUCUUACUUACACAAACAGCAUUGCAAUAGUAGGGACUGUACAGAAAUUAUUAGCAGAUGAUUACUUUUACUUUUGAAAGAUUGGUCUUUACAUGUUUGCUAUUUAAUAAAAAAGCUCCCUGUUUUAAAAGAGAAAGAGCUACAGGAUUGGAAAGGUUUAGCUAACACAUCCGUUUCUAAAAGUGAAUCUCCAUUUGUGUCCACUACGGAGAGCCCACAAAGACUCGCUGCCUAAAAAAAGUUAAAUGCUAUUUUUAUACUUACUUUAUGUAAAUUGAGAGUUGUAAUAAUUCCACAGCACUAAAACUCCAUCUCAAAAGGUGGUGUCAAAGAAGUUACAAAAAAGAUUGGUAGUACAUUCUAUAUGUCAGAGACUGAAACACAGCUCAGACAUUUGUUGUUUUUUUCAAGCAGUAUAAUAAAUGUUUUCUUACAUGUGCUGUUUAUUGAAUAAAAAGUUUAUUAUUCAAGGCCGCACAAACUGCAUAAAGCUUUGUUGGUAGAUUAGUGCGUUAGCGCCACCUUGUGGUUUGGAGUUUAAUUGAGCCUGUAAGGUUUGGCACAUACCAGCAGCAGUCUUAAAAACAAGAGCGUAGCACAUUAGAUGUUAAUAUUCCCAGAGCCGCAUCAGCUUACUUUAAUAUUUAUUAUUUGAAAAUUCACUAUAAACCCUUCAGAAAUACACAUCAGUUUUGGCCUCUAAUAUGAAGAGUAACACUUCAAAGAACAUUUUUAUCUAAUUUAUUUACAUAGAUGCAUUAAAUACACACUGCGCUACGUUUGGAGCUCGGCAAAUUCAAAACAAAAGGCAUUUCAUUCGUGCCAUUGUUUUGACAUAAUUAUCAUUAAUGGUAACUUCUUCUGUAUUGGUAAGUUUUUAUAUUCCUGCUGUAAUUUUUAUACAAUCCCUAACUUUUUAAAACAUGACGAACUUCAUCAAGCUCAGCAGAUAUUUCUGUGCUAACUCAGGAUUACAGAAAAGGAAUUUACAAUGUGAAAAAAAAAACCAUAGGCCUGAUUAGGGUAGCAAUUUUCUCUCUGCACGUUUUCACAUUAUUUGUGGCUUAUUUUAGCAUUCCUCGUUCACAGUGCCUUUGACAGUGGCUCUUUAAUCCACGUUCAAUCAGCAAUAUAUUCCAUAUGAUUUGUAUAUACAGAAAGGGUAGCACUCAGCCUUAGAUUUAUUCUGCUUGUCAAUUCUUACAUAUAUGUUCUUUAUGACUUAAGUUAUUUAAAAAAAAAGCAGUUCCUACUUAUAUUUUUUUUUCUUUUAAAAUUAAUCUUUUAUAAGCUUGUAUGCAUGUUUUAGCAAAGAGCAAUGACUGAUACUUACUAAUGCAUUUUUAUAGUGCUGGGAGUUGAAUGUAAAUUGCACAUAAACAUUCAGGACCAAAACUCCUGAACAAGUGAGCUUUUAAGAUUUUAAUAUUUCAUGUUGUGGUAAAUAUGGCAUCUAUUUUGAAAGACAUCUACGCAACAGUGUAUCAAAAAUGUUCUUUAAGUGUAGAGCCAUCUAAGAAUGAAGCACAGCAUUGCUCAGAACUGUAUAUAAUCAUAUAGUUUUUUCUCUGUUUUUCAAUAUGAAUCUCUUGGCAGUUUGUGAAUGCUUAAGUGCAACUGUUAUGACAACGGUUAAAUAAAAAGGUUUAAAGGUGA